This is a messenger RNA of Penicillium angulare, 240 nucleotides long. RefSeq lists its product as uncharacterized. The transcript has 2 exons. NCBI's taxonomy places the organism in Eukaryota, Fungi, Ascomycota, Eurotiomycetes, Eurotiales, Aspergillaceae. Bases 1 to 240 code for a protein of 79 amino acids. The record is from RefSeq and is a predicted model, not a curated record.
AUGCCUGGCGUGGAUGAAUGCUUACAGGCAAAAUCUGGAGGAGAUAUGUCCUCUGGUGGCUUUACCGCCCGAGCACAGGGUGCCGGGGAUCGGAAUACCAAUGCUGCCAGUGCUCAGGGCUCUAAGCCUUCGAACAACUCCGGAUCUGGCAAUAUUGGCGCCGGUAAGGGUGGUUCCACUGGUGACUCUAAUACUGGGGCCCAGGUCUUAAAUCUUGCUCUUGAGAUGGAAUUCGCAUAA